Messenger RNA from Trichosurus vulpecula (common brushtail), 782 nucleotides. RefSeq names its product eukaryotic translation initiation factor 1A domain containing (gene EIF1AD). Gene Ontology annotation, cellular component: nucleus. The record is from RefSeq and is a predicted model, not a curated record. Bases 68 to 559 code for a protein of 163 amino acids. Gene Ontology annotation, biological process: translational initiation. NCBI's taxonomy places the organism in Eukaryota, Metazoa, Chordata, Mammalia, Diprotodontia, Phalangeridae. Gene Ontology annotation, molecular function: translation initiation factor activity; RNA binding. The transcript has 6 exons.
AAGUCCUUGGCUCGGGCUGGCAGACUGGUGGAGGCUGCGGCGGCCAGCAGGAAGCCCCGGAUCCAGCAUGUCUCAGGCCACCAAGCGGAAGCACGUGGUGCAGGAGGUGCUCGGGGAGCACAUGGUGCCGUCGGACCAGCAGCAGAUCGUGAGGGUCUUGGGGACCCCUGGCAACAAUCUGCACGAGGUGGAGACGGCGCAGGGCCAGCGCUUCCUGGUCAGCAUGCCCUCCAAGUACCGCAAGCACAUCUGGAUUAAGAGAGGUGACUUUCUCAUCGUGGAUCCCAUCGAGGAGGGGGAGAAAGUGAAGGCCGAGAUCUCUUUUGUGCUCUGCAAGGAUCAUGUCCGCUCUCUCCAGAAGGAGGGCCUCUGGCCUGAAGCCUUCUCAGAGGUAGCGGAGAAACAGAACAACAGCAGGAACAGACCACCUCAGCCAGAACUCCCAGGAGAAGCCCAGUCUUCAGAAGACGACAGUUCUGAAGACGAUUCGGACCUCUUUGUCAACACCAAUCGAGUACAGUACCAGGAGAGUGAGGAGGAGAGUGAGGAAGAGGCCUGAGACUCCAGCUUCCCUUCCAGUUGGAAGCCUAGUCUACACCCUGACCCCACUUCCAUGGACAUAAAUGGGGUUGCUCUGUGGAUCCACCCCCUGGUUGGGGAUGAGGCAGGGCUCCCAUCUGGACUCCUACUCUUCUCUGUAAGAGAUUAAACCCCUGGUGGGUUGAGAGCGAGCCAUGGUUGACUUGUACCAGUGUGCCUAGUAAAGCAAUUUCCGACUUUGA